AAAACUCUCAUCAUCAACUAGCAAGUAUUUCUCUUCUCACAUGUGAUAUUUUAUCAUCUUACAAAUCGAAAUGUACACCUAUGAUAAUUCCAUGGAUCAUUCACUAUAUUUUUUCUUAUAUAUAAUUAUUACAAUUAUCCCCUAUACUUGAAAUACCCUAAAAAUUAUAAAUCCAUCCCAAACAAGCCCUUAUUUUACAAACCCUAAUUUUAGGUUUUUGGAUUCAAAAUUCAAAAUAUAUCUCAUGUUGAUGCCAAAUAUGAAGAACAUGAGUAUAAAUGAAGAAGGAAUUGUAGGAGAAGAGUCAUGGGAGUUAGCUCGGGCGUUCGCCGAGGAUACAAGGAAUAACCCAAGAGGUACAAACUGGCCACCAAGGUCAUAUACUUGUACUUUCUGUAGGAGAGAAUUUAGGUCAGCUCAAGCUCUUGGUGGUCAUAUGAAUGUUCAUAGACGUGACCGGGCCCGUCUUCAUCAUCAACAGUCUAAUGUUCAAGCCCAAGCCCAAGUCCAAGUCCAAGUCCAGGCCCAGUACAUGAAUGUCGGCCCGACCACAGCGUCGAUCUACUAUCAAUUUAGUUCUACUGGUAGUCAUUCCUUGCCUACUAGUAGGUAUUAUAGUGAUUAUAGUGAGAUGCAAGUUAAUGAGAUGUCAAAUGGUAUUAUUAGGGUUAAUAGCGAACAAAAAGCACCCAUUCAAGAGCUUGAUCUAGAGCUUCGCUUGGGACACGUACGAACUCCAACAGAGACGAAUUCAGGAUACUAAUAAGGUGGGCUGAAAUUUUACUUAUACACGUAUGGUUAUAAUUAAUCGUCUAUUGUUGUUCUGAUAUGUUAUAUAUUAUAGUUUGAUAUUAGAUUUUAAAUCAAAUAACUCUGGUUAUAACCUAUACAGAUCCGAGUCUAAUUUCAUCCUAAUUAAAGGGCCAGUAUCAAUUGAGGUUAUAUUUGGAAGAGUAUUUGUUUUCAAUUUUGGGUAAUAUAAGUGGGUGGAUUGAUAUUUCUCAAGGGUUUUGAAAUCAACUAAUUUGGGCUAUAACCUAAACAGAUUUCGA
This is a messenger RNA of Amaranthus tricolor (Joseph's coat), 1052 nucleotides long. Its product is annotated as transcriptional regulator TAC1-like. The transcript has a single exon. The coding region runs from base 245 to 763 and encodes 172 amino acids. The record is from RefSeq and is a predicted model, not a curated record. NCBI's taxonomy places the organism in Eukaryota, Viridiplantae, Streptophyta, Magnoliopsida, Caryophyllales, Amaranthaceae.